GUCAAACAAACCAAACAGGGCAGGGAGGUGCUCCAGGCUGCUGCUGUGAGGGGCACUAGGGUGGGCUGUGUGGCACAAACAUGAUUCUCUCCUCUUUGCACCCACAGGCCGAUUCCCACACUUCAACAGCCUGUGCACACCUGUUUGAUCGCUUCCCCCCACCCUCAGGUCCUCGAAGAUGGCGAUGGCUCUGGCGGUAUUGCGGGACUGGUGCAGGUCGAUGGGCGUGAACGCUCAGCGAUCUCUGCUCAUCCUGGGAAUCCCAGAUGACUGCAAAGACCAGGAAUUCCAGGAGGCUGUGCAGGCUGCCCUGCGUUCCCUGGGCAGAUCUGAGGAGCUGGGCCACGGGGAAGGGUCCUCUGAGAGCUGGCUGGAGCAGGCCAGCCACACGCUGCACCUGUGGUGCCACGUGUCUGAGAGGGAGAGGAGGAGGAGGCUGGUGGAGAGCUUGCGCGGCCCCGCGCUGGACCUCCUGCGUGGCCUCCUGGCGGAAGAUCCCGAGCUGGCUGCCCAGGACUGCCUGGCCGCGCUGGUGCAGGUGUUUGGGAACAAGGACCCCCGGGGGAGUGCUCGGCUGAAGUUCGUGACCUGUGCCCAGCGGCCCCAGGAGACUCUCUCUGCGUACGUGAUGCGCCUGGAAGGCCUGCUGCAGUCGGCCCUGGAGAAGGGGGCCAUCCACCCGGCCAUGGCGGACCAGGCGCGCGCCCGGCAGGUGCUGACGCGGGCCCGGCUGAACGACACGCUCCGGGACACGCUGAGGAGGAGGCGGCUGAUGAGGAGGCCUCCCGGCUUUGCGGGGAUGCUGCGGCUCAUCCAGAAGACCGAGGCCUGGGACGCCGACCCGGCUAGCAGGGAGCACUUCCCAGGGCAGGAAGAGGCCCGUGUGGACGUUGCAGUCCUGGCAGCAGCCGCCCAGGCCGCCCCGGCCCAUGAGGCCAUCACCGCAGGCACCACUGCACAUGGCACCAAGGCCUCCCCGGCCGGUGAAGAUAUCACCGCGCAGGCCGCCCGUUCCAAGGAAGGGAGCGCCGAGGACCACCCGGCACGUGAGGAGGCCAGUGCGGCAGUUGCCGGCACUGCCAAGGCUGGCGAGGCGGCCCCUGAAGACCAUGGUGCCACCAGGGCAGCCCCUGAAGACCAUGGUGCCGCCAGGGCAGCCCCUGGCCCUGGGGAGACCAGCAAGGCGUCCGCGGCCACUCAGGAAGAUGGAAGUGCUGCCGCCCCUGCGGGCCUAGGUCAGGCAGGACCCUCAGAUGCCCCCGGAGUCCCCAUGCCUGGCCGGAUGGGCAGUGCUUCCCCGGUGGCCCCAGGAGGUCCUGGCUGGGAGCCAGAGGGCCUCGCCCAGGCAGAAGGCCAGGAGGCCGAGGAGACCCCCGAGGAGGGGCUCAAGCCCAUCCCAGAAGAGCCGGGAAAUGAGGACGGGGCUGCAGAGAUGAGCCCCCCGGUGUCCACCUCGGGCCAGUAGGCUCAGCAGGUCCCGGGGCCCCCAGGCUUGGAGGCAGGGGGAGGCCAGGCCUGGCAGCCUACUGGCCCCAUAUUAGGGGCCACUCAAGGUGCCUGGGCCUCCCUCCUGAGACGGGACCCCUAUUCAUCAUCCCCUGGGGCAGGUUGCUCCCUGUACUGGCAAGCCCAAAUGUGUCCCUGUAGGCCCCAGAGGAACCCAGGU
Molecule: messenger RNA, 1666 nt
Organism: Aethalodelphis obliquidens (Pacific white-sided dolphin)
Lineage: Eukaryota; Metazoa; Chordata; Mammalia; Artiodactyla; Delphinidae
Gene: PNMA6E
Product: PNMA family member 6E
Exons: 3
Coding region: 179-1465 (428 amino acids)
Source: RefSeq, a predicted model, not a curated record